AUGACCGAUGAACGUACAGUGCUUAUUGCUAUGGACGGUAGCGAACAUGCAGAUUGUGCCUUCACAUAUUACAAAGACAAUUUAUACAAAGAACAUGAUCAGUUGGUGAUUGUGUAUUGUGCUGAAUAUAAGUCAUUAAACAAUCAACAAUCUCUCACCAUGAUGUCAAUCGAUCCAGCCCUUGUCACCAAUCUUAUAAUGGAGGAAGAAAAAGAGAUGAAUAAAAUAGCUGAGAAAUUCGAAGCCCUUGUUAAAGAUCAUAAGAUGAAAGGAAAGCUGAUUCGCGUGGGAGGAGAGCCAGGACCAGGAAUCUGUAAAGUUGCACAAGAGCAAAACGCCGACUUCAUUAUAACCGGAAGUAGAGGUCUCGGUACUGUCCGACGCACUUUUCUGGGAAGUGUUAGCGACUACAUAGUGCAUCACUCGCACGUGCCGGUGUUGGUAUGCCGACAAAAAACAUAA
Molecule: messenger RNA, 462 nt
Organism: Ylistrum balloti
Lineage: Eukaryota; Metazoa; Mollusca; Bivalvia; Pectinida; Pectinidae
Product: universal stress protein Slr1101-like
Exons: 4
Coding region: 1-462 (153 amino acids)
Source: RefSeq, a predicted model, not a curated record